Molecule: messenger RNA, 1272 nt
Organism: Lycium barbarum (goji berry)
Lineage: Eukaryota; Viridiplantae; Streptophyta; Magnoliopsida; Solanales; Solanaceae
Exons: 3
Coding region: 1-1272 (423 amino acids)
Source: RefSeq, a predicted model, not a curated record
AUGAUCACGAAUUUCUUCAAGCCUCAAGCUCCUUCAAAUACUAUUCCUAGCUCUCCUUUGCCAAGUUCUCAUUUGCCAAGUUCUUCGUCGCCUGUCAAUCUUUUCAAUGCAUCGGAUAAUGACAAAGUGUUGGCUGAUUUGGAUCUUAAAUCAGAUCCUGCUGAAAGAAAACAAAUGUCGAAAUUUUCUCCUAAUAUACGUGACCGAGUGAGGAGAUAUUACAUACUAAAGAAACCUUGCCAACCUGAAGAAUUUGAAUUUCCAAGUAGAGAUAUUGGAGGAGAAUUGCGUCGUUUUAAUCCCGAUUGGUUUGACGAUCCAUAUUCUCAAUGGUUAGAAUAUAGUGUUAAAAAAGAUGCAGCAUUUUGCUUAUUCUCAAUGGUUGUGACUUGUUUAAAAAUGAGCUUGGAGGAUAUGGAAGAAAAGGGUCAUUUUCUAGAUCUCUUAAAGUGGUAUGCCGAUAAGAAGGAAGAUGUGAAAAAUGUGGUACUAGAAGAAGCUCCAAAAAAUAACACCACGACUUCUCCCGAUAUCCAAAAAGACAUUGUGAAUUCUUGUGCAAAAGAAUCAGUGAAUGCAAUUAUUGAAGACUUGAACGGAGAUUACUUUGGGAUAUUGGUUGAUGAGUCUAAGGAUGUUUCUCAUAAGGAACAAAUGGCUCUUGUCUUGAGAUAUGUAAACAAGGAGGACCAUUCUUUGAGUCGAUCUCAAAUACGGGGACAAGGUUAUGAUGGAGCUAGUAACAUUCAAGGAGAAAUUAAUGGUCUUAAAACUCUGAUUCUGAAAGAUAAUUCUUCGGCAUAUUGCGUACAUUGCUUUGCUCAUCAAUUGCAAUUGACUCUUGUAGCCGUUGCAAAAAAACAUCAUGAUGUGAAUAAUUUUUUUGACAUUCUUGCCAAUGUUUUAAAUAUCGUUGGAGGUUCUUUUAAGCGUAGGGAGAUGCUUCGAGAUGAUCAAGCUGAAAAAUUAGAGGAAUUACUAGUGCUCGGUGAAGUUCAUACGGGAAGUGGAUUAAAUCAAGAACUUGGACUUCAAAGGCCUGGUGAUACCCGUUGGGGAUCUCAUUUUAAGACGGUACGUAACUUCAUUUCCUUAUUCUCAUCAAUUUUGCAUGUACUUGGAGUUCUUGCAAAUGAGGGUGCAAAUUAUCAUGAGAAAGCAAUGGCAAAAAGUCUAGUGGAAGACAUUAGAUCUUAUGAGUUUAUCUACAUGUUGCAUUUGGUGUUGAAAAUUUUGGCGAUUACAUAUGAUUUGAAUAUGGCUUUGCAAUGA